GUGGCCCUGCUGGCGGGGGUCGUGCUGUACCUGGUGAUGGGAGCGCUUGUUUUCAGCACCCUGGAGCUCCCGGAGGAGAGUUCGGCGUACGAUAAACUGAUCACUACCAGGAACACCUUCCUCGAUAACAACACCUGCGUCACCGAGCUGGAGUUCCAGAAGCUUUUGAAGGGAGUGGUGUCUGCGGUGGAGGCAGGCCUGGAUGUGAACAACCAUAAUGCCAACUUUACCACGCGCUGGGACCUGGCCUCCGCCAUCUUCUUCUGUGGUACCAUCAUCACCACCAUAGGUUUUGGGAACCUGUCUCCUCGGACAUGGUACGGCCAGUUGUUCUGUGUGUGCUACGCCCUGGUUGGAAUCCCCAUGUUUGGCAUACUGCUGGCUGGAGUGGGUGACCACAUGGGCACGGUGCUGAGGAGAGCUGUAGCCAAGAUUGAGACCCUCUUCCUGAAGCGUAAGGUCAGGCCGACCACUGUGCGUGUGAUCUCAGCGGUUCUCUCCAUCCUGAUUGGUUGUCUGAUCUUCCUUGCUGUGCCGACAGUCGUGUUUCAGAAAGUGGAGGACUGGUCCUUUCUGGAGUCGCUCUACUUUGUGGUCAUCACUCUGACCACUGUUGGCUUUGGAGACUAUGUACCAGGCGGUCGUGAUGGCAGCAACUGGUUCUUCAAGCCUCUGGUGUGGUUGUGGAUAGUGUUUGGUCUCGCCUACUUUGCCUCAAUCCUCACCAUGAUAGGCAACUGGCUGAGGGUGCUGUCUAAGAGGACCCGUGCUGAGAUGGAGGAGCUGAGGGCCCACGCCACAGACUGGACCCAGAACAUCCAGAACAUGUCCAUGGACUUCCGCAUCCCAAACCCUCUGGAGUUCAACGACCCUUUCCUCCUGCAGCGCCGGCGCUGGAAACGCAGUGAGCGUCGCCGCAUCCGUCGUGGAGCCCAGGGCACUCUGGGAUACUUGGUUCGAGGAGGAUCUGAGAAUGGACACCUGCCAAACCGUUGGGCCGGCCUCUCCAGCUCCAUGAGCCAACUGGAGACCCAUUCGUCUCUUGAGAGGGCGGCGGUGGUGAAGGUCAUGCCACUGGUCAGUGCUGCUGGAGUUGGAACAGUCCCGAGAGCAGGGCCUGCAUUGAGGGUUGACCCCGCUGUGGGUCUGCAGGCGGACGCCAGGUCGUUUCCUCACCUGCUGGGCCGCUCAUUCUCCCUCCCUGUGGCCCACUCCAACUUGGAGCUGAACUCAGCAGGUGCAGCCAUGCAUGGAGGAUCUCCCUCUGGAUCCGAGUCUCCUUUUGACUCCAGAUCAGAUAUGUCCUCAGUCUCCUCAUCCUUUAUGGCGCUCCAGAAGUACCAGCCCUGCCAUACAGUUGGCAGCAUGGAGGAGGGAAGAGUGAGGGCCGCAGACAUGAACACAGCACAAGAAAAAGACAAACUGAUUCUAGCAGAGAAAUGUAUCUCUGUAGACAAAAGCUGUGGAUUUGCACCUGCUCCUGGUUUGCAUGCCCGCUUCCACCGUCCUCCCCCUUCCUGUCCUCUUCCUCGCCACUCAAUCGUCCUUCCCUCACCUCCCCUCCACGCUGCCUCCUCACCCAGCUGCCAGCUGCUGGAUUUCUUCGGAGAGAACCUGGCGUACAUCGACGAGUCCUCAGACACUCUGAGCGACCGGGCCCAACCAGGAGCAAACGAGGAGAGGAAGAGACGGCCGCGAAAGCCAAAGAGGAGGAGCAUGAGGAGGCAGUUGCCACACAGGUGGAGCCCCCUGCAGGUGAGAAGGCUCAGCAGUGAUAUGCAGCCACCAUCGAAUCCUCCCACACCACCUCCUGAAUCCUCUGUUUCAGAUGGACCCCAAGAAAACCGGGCAGGUUCGACUCCAACACUCUGACAGCACCUACACUCAGAACACGGUGCCAAGUCAAGAUGUGACAUAAAGCUGCGGGUUUAUAACAGACGUCACACUCCAACUACUUAGAACAUACAGAACAUACCACAUGCACAUUUCACCAUGAUGGAUAUCGCUAAUCAUCCAGGAUAUUUUUAGUAUUUAAGGUCUAGCCUCACAAAGUCAGCCCACAAGUUUUGCUUUGUUACUUUGUGACUUGUCAAAGCUACAUGGACAUUUGUUCAGGACAAGAAAUCCUUCAUGAGGGCUGUAAUAUGUACAUGAUUGACCACUGCUUCCUUCAGACAAGAGGACGAAGAGACAUGAACCUAAUGUACAGUACAGGCCAAAAGUUUGGA
Messenger RNA from Epinephelus lanceolatus (giant grouper), 2228 nucleotides. RefSeq names its product potassium channel, subfamily K, member 4a (gene kcnk4a). Gene Ontology annotation, cellular component: plasma membrane. Gene Ontology annotation, molecular function: potassium ion leak channel activity; outward rectifier potassium channel activity. Gene Ontology annotation, biological process: stabilization of membrane potential; potassium ion transmembrane transport. Lineage: Eukaryota; Metazoa; Chordata; Actinopteri; Perciformes; Serranidae. The record is from RefSeq and is a predicted model, not a curated record.